This is a messenger RNA of Plasmopara halstedii, 785 nucleotides long. RefSeq lists its product as uncharacterized. Bases 313 to 588 code for a protein of 91 amino acids. The record is from RefSeq and is a predicted model, not a curated record. The transcript has a single exon. Lineage: Eukaryota; Oomycota; Peronosporomycetes; Peronosporales; Peronosporaceae.
CGCUCAUGUCUGGCAGAACUCGGCACAAACCGACCAACAACCAGUAUCAGUGAUAUGUUUUGAUGAUACAAUCAAUGCAGUGUGGUAUCCGGCUGCAAUGAGUGUACAAGGUAUUUUCGUUUGGAGGGGUUAUUAUAUAUGAGCACAAAACACGAACGGUGCAGAGGCAGACGCGCUUAACACCUUUCCUCGAUGGUACGGUCCGCGAAAACGAAAUGCAGACUUAGCGAAGAGGUCAGCACUCAAUUGAUAAGUGCUUCUCAUGCCUCGACGUGAAGUUGCGCACUGUACGCAUGAGGAGAAAGUCAGUCGAUGGAGGUGGUGCAUGAGAUGCCGCCGGCGGGGCCGGGCCCGGCCAGCGACUCCGGAUAUUAUUCGGUAGAUCCGCACUUGGCAAAGCAAUUGUCGAACCACUUUGUAGAAAAAUCGACUCAGAUGCACUUAGAUUGCUCACCAUGUUUAUCACUACGGACGAAACUUGAAAGCAUGGCAACAAAAGCUCAGCGGUUUACUGAAUUGCUUCAUCGGCAAGGCUACGUAACAGGUAGGCGAAAUAACAGGUCAGUCGUCAUAAUGUUGGCUCACUAGGGGCCAAGAAGGCAAUGUCUGCAGACGGCAGUUUGUAAGUCUUCUGUUGGGUUGUAGUGAAGUGUAAGAUAUAGCCCUUGUUGCCAUUUAGAUUCAGCUAAGUUAAUGAUCUAGUGGAUACGAACACAAUGGCACCGUUUCUUGCAAACAGAAAGUUAGGAACCACCGUCUAUCAACCCAGAAUCCAUAAAAAAUGC